UUCAAUAAAAUGAAUGUUUUGCUGCUGCUGCUGCUGUUGUUGAUUGUGAACUCUGUUGUCUCUUCGUUGAAUCGACAUCAUAUCGAUAUUGAUUUCAAUGAGGUUCUUCAGGAUGGUAGACCAUUGCCGAGAUUCUGGGUUAGUACCGGAUUAUGUCCACCGGAACCUCGUGAAAACACUGCCACUUUCUUGCUUUCGGACGAUAGCCUGCUGAAUUUGGAAAUAAUUGGAUCCUUACCUAAUGAGGGACUGAAGUAUGUUCGGAUCCACUGGUUGUUAGAGAUGAUACAGUUUUCACACUAUGAUGCCAACAAAUCGCUAUUCUAUGAUUUUUCCAAACUGGACAUGCUGCUUGAUAAGCUGCACGAAUUUGGUUUAUACCCUGGCUUUGAACUUAUGGGAAUUCCGAGCAAUGUCUCGUACGGAAACGAGAAGGAGCAUCGAUUUGCCUAUUUUUGGACAGAUUUGACAAUGCAAAUUGCGGCCCGAUACCUGCAUCGAUAUGGAAUUAAUUAUGUAACCCAUUGGAGAUUUGAAUCGUGGAAUGAACCGGAUCUUAAGGGUUACAACAUGCUGAAUUUCACGACGGAUGAAUACGUCAAUUAUAUCUACUCUCUUCGGCUUGGUUUGGAUGCUGCUGGUCGAUUACUCGGUGAUGUUCGUUUUCCACUCAGGGGUCCAGCCGGACUGUUUCGCAAUGAACAACAUCAUCCAUUUUGCUGGACACUUCUCAAAUUGUGUAAUGAAAGGCCUCAUCGAUGUCCAUUUGAUGUGAUAACUUUUCACAGGAAGGGGCUUGGAGUUAGAGCUAGCGAAAUACUAAAUAGCGAGUUAGAACUGAUGAAACAGAUUUGGGAGAGUUAUCCGAAUUUGGCAUCGUUUAACUUUUCGAAUGAUGAAGCUGAUCCGAUUGUGAGUUGGUCAACUCCAAGAGAAUUUCAAUCAAAUCUGAAAUAUGGUUCCAUGUUGGUAUCAACUGUGCUUCAACAUUGGUCUGCUAUGGCUAAUGGUACUUUUUCGAAUUUGGAAUCGAUUUCUCAUGACAACGGCUUUCUUAGUUAUCAUCCAUUCGAAUUUAACCAGCGAACGUUGCUGGCACGUUUUCAAAUGAAUGCAACGCACCCAAGACAUGUGCAGUAUGUUGUUAAGUCGGUCUACCCUGCUCUUGGUAUGCUUGCCAAUCUUGGACCGUUUGCUUCCGAAACCAUUAAUCUGCUCGGAAAUCUCAGUUACAUAGUAUCCUAUCAGCGAAAACCGUUUUAUUCCUGUAUUCUUUUCUGUUUGUCCAAUGAUACUUUCGAUCCAUUUGUAAAAAGAAUUUCUUUGGAUUUGAACUUGACAUUAUAUAACGAUCAGAACAAGCAUAUAGCUUAUCUAGUGGAAGCGCUUGAAGACGGUGUAAACGACCCAAGUUUGGUGUGGGAAUUUUUCCAAAAGCCAUCGUAUCCAUCAAAAUCACAAUUUGCCGCCAUGCGGUCUGUUCAAUUUCCAAGUAUACUGAAAGGACCAGCAAUCAUUUCCAAUGGAAGUCAGCAGCUUGAGCUUAACUUGCGAGUUCCGUGCAUUUUAGCAGUUCGGCUAUGUAGCAAGGAGAACACAGCGCCACCGCAAGUCACAAAUGUUCGCAUCAGAAAAGUGUUUGCCUUCGAGGUGAUGAUAUUUUGGAGGGACGAGUUAACAGCAGCAAGGUGCAUCGUUGGUUAUGAAGUGUGGUUCAGGACGCACCAAACGCAAUGGACGCAGUUGAAUUUGGGUUUGCAUACACCAUUCCUGUUUUUCCAGUUUGUGUCCAAUGAAACGAUAGGGGUGGAAGGCAUGUAUCGAAUUCGGUCUGUGGAUAUGUUUGGUCGUCUAGGAGCAUUCUCGAAAGUCAAUUAUUAUAAAGGAUGAUUAAAACGGUUACGAUUGAUAUCAAUAAUAGGUUUAAUUAGAUUGAUGUAGCU
Sabethes cyaneus is the source of this 1943-nucleotide messenger RNA. RefSeq names its product alpha-L-iduronidase. NCBI's taxonomy places the organism in Eukaryota, Metazoa, Arthropoda, Insecta, Diptera, Culicidae. The record is from RefSeq and is a predicted model, not a curated record. The transcript is spliced from 7 exons. The coding region runs from base 10 to 1890 and encodes 626 amino acids. Gene Ontology annotation, molecular function: L-iduronidase activity. Gene Ontology annotation, biological process: carbohydrate metabolic process.